This is a messenger RNA of Solanum stenotomum, 1264 nucleotides long. Its product is annotated as serine/arginine-rich splicing factor RSZ22-like. Bases 161 to 715 code for a protein of 184 amino acids. Gene Ontology annotation, cellular component: nuclear speck. The record is from RefSeq and is a predicted model, not a curated record. Gene Ontology annotation, molecular function: RNA binding; zinc ion binding. Gene Ontology annotation, biological process: mRNA splicing, via spliceosome. The transcript is spliced from 6 exons. NCBI's taxonomy places the organism in Eukaryota, Viridiplantae, Streptophyta, Magnoliopsida, Solanales, Solanaceae.
UAAUAGUUAUUUGACCCGUGACUUUUGAUGGAGUAAUAAAAGCCAACAAUUUGCAUUAUUGGGUCAGCCCACUUUUUGUUUCAAUAGAACACCAAAUCAAGCCCUUCUUCUUCACUGCAGUGUCGUUUUCCGCUAGGGUUUCAGUAGGUGUGUAUUGAAAAUGUCAAGAGUCUAUGUUGGAAAUCUGGACCCUAGGGUCAGUGAAAGAGAGCUUGAGGAUGAAUUCCGCAUCUUUGGAGUUAUAAGAAGUGUUUGGGUUGCAAGACGUCCCCCUGGCUACGCUUUUAUUGACUUCGAUGAUCGACGGGAUGCACAAGAUGCAAUCAAAGAGCUGGAUGGUAAGAAUGGAUGGAGAGUGGAGCUUUCACAUAAUUCUAGAGGAGGAGGUGGUGGGGGCCGUGGAGGGGGUCAAGGUCGAUCUGGAGGCUCUGAUUUGAAGUGCUACGAAUGUGGUGAAUCAGGUCAUUUUGCUCGUGAGUGCAGAACGCGUGGGGGUCCCGGAGCAGGAAGACAUAGAAGUCGGAGCCCUCCUAGAUACCGCAGGAGCCCAAGUUAUGGUCGUAGCAGGAGUUACAGUCCUCAUGGGCGUUCCCCUAGGCGCCGAAGCCCGUCACCACGUGGUCGCAGCUAUAGCCGUUCUCCAUAUCGCGGCCGAGAAGAAGCUCCAUAUGUUAAUGGAAAUGGACUUAAAGAGCGUCACAGAAGCCGAAGCUGAAUGAAAGAGAUGAUAGCCUGACAUGUCCUGGAGUUUUUCGAUUUGUGUUACUGUCCUUGACUUAAUCACAACUGUGUAAGUGAGGCCAUGCCCUCGGCUUAAACUGGUGGUUUUGGUUAAGUUUAACUUCUUGCUUUGGUAUAGUUAGUGUUGGUUUUAUUUUUGCUUAAUGUUACCUGUUUUAAGAACCUAAUAUCAUAAGGGUUUAUAUUUUGGAUUUUAUGGUAGUUGUUAUUUUUUAUGAAGAAAAUCACAAAGAAUGUUGCUAAAGAUUUAUGUUUUGUUUUCUUGUGCCGAGGUGUCUUCCUGGUACUGCUUCAUUGGUUUUCUGCUUCUACACUCUGUGGUUUCGUUCUUCACUGCCCUGCUGCGGGAUCUUCAAUUUUGAAGAUUGUGGAUCCCAGCUGGCUACAUUGCUAGAUGCUUCUGUUUCUUGAAUCUCUGUGGAUAUGACGCACCUCUCCUCAAAUUAUAGUGGUAUUUCUUUAAGUUCAUAUUAAGGAUGAGGAUUGGCAUGACACACGACUGGCAGGUACAAUCUGUUCCAAG